This is a messenger RNA of Trichogramma pretiosum, 1171 nucleotides long. RefSeq lists its product as uncharacterized. NCBI's taxonomy places the organism in Eukaryota, Metazoa, Arthropoda, Insecta, Hymenoptera, Trichogrammatidae. The record is from RefSeq and is a predicted model, not a curated record. The transcript has 5 exons. Bases 245 to 1120 code for a protein of 291 amino acids.
UGUCGCUGGAUUCUGUUCUGCGCUGCCUCGCGGUCACUCGCGACAUUUCUCUCGAACGAAACAAAAAAAAGGCAUCCGCCGUCGUGUGUCGUGUAAUCGUCGAGGAUGCGCAUAUUACGCGACGUAACGUAAACCAAGUGGGGUGAUCGGUACUAUGUAAUAUCGAUAUAUCGUGUACACGAGUGAAUUUCGCGUGCGAUAUAAUAAUGCGCUGCAGCUGCAGCUGCUGCUGGACGAAUCGGCCAUGGGCGGCAUGAAUGGGAUCGGGAGCUGGUGCGGCGCUACGGCGAUUAUCGUAGCGGGGCUCGUCUCGUUGCUGCUGAUCAAUGGUGCCACGAGCUUGAAAAAUUUGAAAAUAAUCGCGCCCGAGCGGGUGAGGGUGGGCGACUCGGCCCUGCUCACCUGCAGCUACGACCUCGAGGACGCCCAGCUCUACACGAUCAAGUGGUACUUCGAGGACGAGGAAUUCUUUCGCUACGUGCCCAAGAAGGAUCCGCCCCACGUCACCUUCCCGGUGCGCAGCAUACAAGUCAACGUCUCCGGCUCCAAUGCCCAGGACGUGACGCUGCUGGGCCUGAGGCGCGACCACUCGGGCCGCUACAAGUGCGAGGUGUCGGAGGAUCAGCCGCGCUACGACACCAAGCUCCAGGAGGCCGACCUGCUGGUGGUCGACGUGCCGGAGCUCGAGCCGAGGAUAGCCGUGGACAAGCAGCGCCUGGCGGACGGCGACACGCUCAGGGCCAACUGCACCUCGGGCGCCUCGCGGCCCGCGGCCAACAUCACCUGGAACGUCAACGGAAAGCCCCUCAACGGCAGCCGGAUGAAGUUCAGCGUGAGCAGCCACGUCAUGCAGAUAAUCAGCGACGACAGGCAGAGGUCCCGAUCGAUCCUCCGGCUGGACACGAGCAACUUGUUCCGGGACAAUCGAAUCCAUCUGAGAUGCUUCGCCGAGAUAAGCCCCGUGUACAAGGGCUCGGCUUCCUUGGAGAUCAUCCAAGACGGACCGUACGUCGCCUCGCCACACAGUCACCAAACCAACGGCACUGCUGCUGCUUUAUCGAUCUCGACCACAUUGCUGAGCUUCAUCCUUUUUGGAAUAGUCACGCCGUUCGCGAGAUGAUUAUCAACGAGGGACGGAGGACAUCGACGAUGGCAAAAGUAAAAAAAAAAA